AUGGACUUUUCCAAGGGUGUUGGAGCAGCAGCUUACAAUGAGAAAUCAGAGAUUGAUACUCUCAGAGAAAACUACAGUCGGCAAAUUUCCAUUAAUCACAAUGACUUCAAAAUUUUAAAAAAUAAUGAGAGUCGGCUGUGGGAAGUCCUCCAGAAUAAAUUUAGCUGUAUCUUUACCCUAGUUUCUCCAGCCCAGGAAGGUAACAGUGAGUCUCUACAAGUCUUCAGAAAAAUGCUGGUGCCCAGGCUAGAGUUAUCUGUCUGGAAGGAUGACCUCACCAGACAUGUUGUUGACGUUGUGGUGAAUGCAGCCAAUGAAGACCUCAUUCAUGGGGGAGGCCUGGCGCAGGCCCUUGUGAAAGUUGGCGGCCUUGAAAUCCAAGAGGAGAGCAGAAGAUAUGUUUCCUUAUAUGGCAAAAUUCCAACUGGUGACAUAGCUAUCACAGGAGCAGGGAAGCUUCCCUGCAAACUCAUUAUCCAUGCUGUUGGGCCUCGAUGGGGGUUAAUGGAUAGACAGGAAUGUAUCGAUAAACUGCAAAGAGCCAUUAUAAAUAUUUUGAAUUUUGUCAAUAGUAAUGGGUACACUGAGACAGUAGCGAUUCCAGCCCUGAGCUCUGGGAUUUUCCAGUUCCCUCUGGAUUUGUGUACACAGGUCAUUGUGGAAACUAUCAAGUAUUAUUUCCAAAACAUGCAGCUAGCCAAUAAUUUGAAAGAAAUUCACCUGGUAAGCAAUGAGGACCCUACUGUUGCUGCCUUUAAAACUGUUUCAGAAGUCAUCCUAGGGAGGAACGAGCUGGGGUCCCGGGUGAGUCAAGAAGCCACCCACCUUUUCAAUACUAUGGUUGUGAACAACCUGACUCUCCAGAUUGUCCAGGGCCACAUUGAAAUGCAGGAAACGAAUGUAAUUGUUAAUUCUGCAUAUACAUAUGGUGGUCUUAGAGCUACAUCUGUGUCAAAAUCAAUUCUACAAGCAGCAGGAGAUGAAAUAGAAAGGGAAUUUAGCCAAAAUAUGACUAAAACACCACUAGAUUCCCAGUUGGUCCUGGUCACAAAAGGAUUUAAAUUGCCCUGCAAAUACGUAUACCAUGUGUUGUGGCCUUCAGAAUGUUAUAAACAAAAACUGACAUUGGAAACUGCAAUGAAGAAAUGCUUGGAAAAAUGCCUUGAGCUAAAUAUAACUUCCAUUUCCUUUCCUGCCCUUGGGACUGGAAUCUCUGAAGCGGCAGAGAUUAUGUUUAAUGAAGUUUUAAUAUUUGCCAGGCACCAUUUGCAACAAUUAACUGUAAAGUUUGUGAUCUUCCCAAAAGAACAGCAGUUAUAUAAGGUUUUCAGCACUGAAAUGGAAAAGAAUAAGUUGAAGCUGCAGGGUCUCAACAAUUACCCUGGUGUGUUUUCAGUCCCCCAGGGGACCAGAGAGAAGAGAGAAAAUAGAUUUCCUGUCCUCAAUCUGAUGGGAUCCAAUCAGGAAAAGAUAGAUGAGGCCCAAGCAUGGAUCCAGAGGAUACUGACCCUCCAGGACUACCACAUCAUUGAGGAUAUGCAUAUCCUCUACCUCGGGAAAAAGAAACAUAACUAUUUGUCUGAGCUUCAGAAAACCUCAUGGGUCUCUAUCUCAGAGAUUAUCAGCCCGGGAAAAGCACAUUUAGAGAUUAAAGGAGCCCAGGCUGACCUCAUUAAGGCAGUUAUGAACAUUGAACAUAUGCUGUGUGAAGUUCAAGAGGAAAUGGCAAGAAAAAAGGAGCGAGUCCUUUGGAGCUUGUCAGGGCAGCAGACUGAUCAGCAACCAGAAAACCAGAAUCAAAUGAAGGAAAAUGCAUUUUUGAAAUGCCUAAAGCUUUCAACUCGAGAAAUUCAGGAUCAAAAGAAACAGUUUGAAGACUGUGGUUUGUGGGUUAUAAAGGUGGAGAAGAUAGACAAUGCACUUCUCAUGGCUGCCUUCCAAAGAAGGAAGAAAAUGAUGGAAGAGAGAACCCGUGGGAAACCUGUGAGCCACAGGUUGUUUCAGCAAGUCCCACACCAGUUCUGCAAAAUGGUAUGCAGAGUCGGCUUUCACAGAAUGUACUCCGUGCCCUGCGACCCAAAAUAUGGAGCUGGAAUAUACUUCACCAAGAACCUCAAAAACAUAGCACACCAGAUCAAGAAAACAUCUGCCACAGAUAAGCUGAUCUAUGUGUUUGAGGCUGAAGUACUCACAGGCUCCUUCUGCAAGGGUCAUCAGUUAAAUAUUGUUCCCCCACCAUUGCAUCCUGGAGCCGUAGAUUGCCAUGACAGUGUGGUUGACAAUGUUUCCAGCCCUGAAACCUUUGUCGUUUUUAGUGACACACAGGCUGUGCCCCAGUAUUUGUGGACUUGCAUCCAAGAUCAUGUACAGGAUUACUCAGGACAAAUGAUGCUGUCUCCACAGCAGCCUUGGAGGAAACUCUCAAGUGGCAGCUCUGUUGAUUAA
Molecule: messenger RNA, 2445 nt
Organism: Lipotes vexillifer (Yangtze River dolphin)
Lineage: Eukaryota; Metazoa; Chordata; Mammalia; Artiodactyla; Lipotidae
Gene: PARP9
Product: poly(ADP-ribose) polymerase family member 9
Exons: 10
Coding region: 1-2445 (814 amino acids)
Biological process (GO): negative regulation of gene expression; positive regulation of type II interferon-mediated signaling pathway; protein poly-ADP-ribosylation
Cellular component (GO): cytoplasm; nucleus
Molecular function (GO): ubiquitin-like protein ligase binding; transcription corepressor activity; NAD+ poly-ADP-ribosyltransferase activity
Source: RefSeq, a predicted model, not a curated record